This is a messenger RNA of Monomorium pharaonis (pharaoh ant), 1080 nucleotides long. RefSeq lists its product as uncharacterized. Lineage: Eukaryota; Metazoa; Arthropoda; Insecta; Hymenoptera; Formicidae. The annotation marks the transcript as partial. The record is from RefSeq and is a predicted model, not a curated record. The transcript has 2 exons.
GGAAAUAUAUCUAUAAUGCGAAUUAUUCAGGAUGCGGAUUGCUCCGGCCGCAUGCUGGCUACCGUCCUGGUCGCAUGGGUAUCGACGGCGAUGAUAGCCUCGAUAUUACUGCAAUGGGAGCACAUGUGGAUCGUUCUGGUAAUACUGACGCUGCUCUUCUUCCUGGUUUGCGGAUACACCGUCUACACCGUCAAGAGGACUCACGCGAGAAUUUUAUUCGAGCAACAAAGAGCGGCGAUUCGGACGAUCUCGGACAUUACUGCCAAUCGCGGACAGACAGGAUCGUCGGUGUUCACGGUGCGUUUGCCUCCAGAUUUACCGCCGUCUUACGCAUCCGUGGUGACAGUUCAGGGAACAACGGGACCCAAUCGGACGUCAGAGACCGUCGUUCCCGGCCAGGACAAAUUCGAGGAUCCCCCGCCGUAUUCCAUCGUAAUCGCUUCUACGAACGCGCAAGAGCGGAACGCGGAGGUCUCGAGCGAAAAUCGCGCGCCGACCGCCGCAUCCGCGAGAAAGGAUGACGCUUCCGUUUCAACUAUUUCCACCCUCAACGUCGCGUCUCACGCAUCCCCGCAUUCGAGAUGAUUUAUGAGUUGAAUCAGUCUUACGAAAGACGCGAACGGAAUCGAUACUGAAAAAUACUGUGUCAUACGAGUGACAUGCGAACAAGUGAAUUUUUUUUUUUUAUAUGAUUGCUCAUAAUCGCCCGAAUCUUUUCGCUCGUGACGAUCGUUAUCUCGAAGAUAUUAUGAGAGAAAAGAGUUUCAGCGAAGGAAAAUGACCGAAAUUCGUACGAUUGCACAAAGCGAUUUAAUUAAGUUUAUUGCGAAUGGAAAUAUUGUGACAUGUGUUUUGUUGAAAAAAAGCGCCCUUCUUGUAUCAGCGAUAUUUUUCCUUGCGCUCGUUUUGCGAGUUAGUUUUGUAAUAAAUUUUACAUACGUAAAUUAUAUGUAUAAACGUUUCUAUAAACAUUAUCAAUGUUGCAAUUAAUGGUCAAGAUACCAAUAAAGUUUGUCAUUUCGUCAAUAAAUUCAUCUAUCGCAGCUAGAUAUUUUUAACAAAAUAUACUUUUUUAAAUUA